UCACCCCUGAACACAAUGUGUCAUAUACUAAAUUAAACUAUUCUUGUUUUAAAUAAACUCGGGAUAUGUCAUUUGAAAAUAUUGCAGCACGAGAUAACCGGAUGCGGGACAGCAAGAUGUGCCUCGCACGUGCCUCAAAACCGAAGCGCAUCAAUUUGUGGCGCGAGAUUUUAAUCCGAAAGGAUCAAAGGCGCCGUGCAAAUGUUUUGAAGUCUGUCAAGCCGCAUUCACCCACACCUGUCUCAUCUCUGCUAGGGACGGAAACUCUCGGUAAAGAUGAUGAAACAUAUACAACAGGUUUUACAAUCACUGAUGUUACUUUCCCGUUGGGGGAGAGAACGGCUACAAAGGUCCUUAGUCGUAGAUGGAGGGGGACUACUGGUCCUGUUGUGGGCCGCGCCGGGCCAGCCACCCAGCGGCCAGGUGGUCAACUGCACAGUUGCAGUUGCAGGACCCUGGUGCUCAGGAGUCACAGUGGAAGAAGUCCAACAAGAGUUCUGGAGGAGACUGGGCCCCUCCCCCUGCCCUGCCCCUGACCCAGAGGAACUAUGUGCCUUCACCGAAAUCUAUGGCCCUCUCCACUUCCUUCUGUCCUUUCAGAUCAGUGAGGUGAAACUGGACAGGUGUAAGGUGUGGUCACACACAGAGGGCUUCUUGCACAAACUGAGCCUGACUAACGCAGGGGUGAAAAUUCACCUCAAAUUUAAAUUGGAAGGAGAAACAUACCAGAGAAUUUUUAGUGGGAAGGCAGAGAGACUCACCCUGAAGGACCAGACUGUGAUCAUGGACGUUGCUUCUUCUAUCACGCAGCCUCCCAUGUCAGUAGGAGCAGGCCCGUGGUGCCAGCGAGUCCACCCUGUAUUAGGAGGUGGGUUACCUCUACUUAUCCCGCCUGAGGCCAUGGAGAGAGGCCUGUAUGGGGAGCUGCACCUCCUACCAGUCACUGUUCUCACCCCCUGUGUGUUGCAGUACCCCAACCUGGCAACCAGAGUCACACGCAUACAGGUGCUGCUGUACAGCCCCAGUAACCUUCCCCUGCUGGGGCCCUCAGCCUUCCUACAGCAGCUGCCUGCCUGUCUGGCCCUGGAGGGGCUGGGUCUCUCUGGGCUUACCUGUACCCUAACACACUCUACCACCUCAGAUCCACUCUGCAGUGACACUGUGUACAGUAUAGACAGAGCACAGUGUCAGGAAACUGAGCCAGAAUGGAUCCCCGCUGUGGAUCAGAACCUCUCUCUGUUCCUGUUCCUCCAGCACAGUGACCCCUUCCACUCCCAGCUCUCUGACUUCAUGGCCAGCGAGGAGCUGUUAGAGCUCCACCUGGAGGAUGUGUUGAGGUACAACAGGGAGGCGGUGACAGCAGCCCUGAACACACUGCUGCAGAGCACGCUGAAAGACCAGCAGCUGAGAGACAAGGCAAGUGCUCUGUACUUGGAGUUUAUACACACUCACUCACUUACCUACGCAGGCAUGCACACAUACACAAAGUAAAACACUAUGUACUCUGACUAUACACAUUGCACAAAAUUCACUAUCAGAGAUUCUCUUCUAAUCAUAAUGUGUAUGGCAUUUCCCAAACAAGACUUUCUGUCUCUCUGCAUGUCUCUCUGUCUCUCUUGCCUGUCUGUCUCUGUCUGGUUUUCUCUCUGUGUGUCUGUCAGUCUCUCUGCCUACCUGUCUGUCUCUCUGUCGAUAUGUCUGUCUCUGUGUGUCGGUCUGCCUGCCCGCCUACCUGUUGGUCUGCCUAUCUCUCGGUCGGUCUUCCUGUCUGUCGAUCUGCCUGCCUGUCUGUCGGUCUGCCAGGCUCAGGAGAAGAUGUGCUCUGCCCUGGGUGUGAUGCUGAGAUCUAUAGGCUGUGUGGUGAGCAGCAGCACCAACAUGGAGUUCAGAGCAGCCUGUCUGGACCGCAUGAUGGUGCAGGACACCUAUGAGCUGUCAGCCUCUCUCCAUGAGUCUCUACAGAGAGUCACAGCUGGCCGUGUAGUGCCUAGUGGCAGGUGUUACUGGGGACAGGCGGACACACUCACCUGCAGCAGACCUAAGAACUUUGCAAGUGGGAAGGAAAUCUGAACAUGCUGACGUUUCGUUCUCUUGUACUAUAACAGUCAAUUAAUUGUAUUUGUUUUGUAUUAUAUAUUGUGAUAUUAAGUGCGAUAUAAAUAUGUAUGUUUCUAUGAUGUGAAUGUAAAUUAAAACUGGAAGACACAG
Messenger RNA from Oncorhynchus tshawytscha (Chinook salmon), 2208 nucleotides. RefSeq names its product DUF4554 domain-containing protein (gene top6bl). Gene Ontology annotation, biological process: meiotic DNA double-strand break formation. The transcript is spliced from 12 exons. The record is from RefSeq and is a predicted model, not a curated record. Lineage: Eukaryota; Metazoa; Chordata; Actinopteri; Salmoniformes; Salmonidae. The coding region runs from base 277 to 1491 and encodes 404 amino acids.